AUGAGCGUGCAUGUCCGAGACACCGUUCUUGGCCAACUAGUCCGACUAUGCUCUGGGAAACAGCUGCUACAAUUCCCAGACGAGAAAGAUCCCGGUUUAUGGAAGCAGUCUAUUACUCAUCCGACGCCAACUAUACCGGUUUCCGACCAUUCUGAUUCAGCCCAAGAGCCCAACGAUGAGACACAGACCAACCAGAACAACCAAGAACAAGCCCGUGGCGAGAAAGAAAACGAUUUAGAUUCCUUUCCACCGAGGCCAACCCAACGACGCUCCCCCGUGAAAGCAGAAAUAGGCCCAGACAAUAGUAUAAUCUUGGUGGACUGGUAUGGAAAUACGGACCCGGAGGACCCCCAGAACUGGUCCAGAGGCCGCAAAUUUGGAGUCUUUUUCCAAAUAUGCAUUCUCAACUUCGGUAUCUACAUUGGGAGCUCUAUAUACGCUCCUGGAGAACUGAGUGUUAUGGAAGAAUUCCAUACGACCGAGGUUGUGGCCACCCUAGGGCUGUCGCUCUUCGUGCUUGGAUAUGGCCUUGGCCCAAUGCUCUUCUCGCCGAUGUCUGAAGUUCCAAGAAUCGGACGUAGCAGGAUCUACUUCUGGACACUCUUCGCUUUCGUCUUACUUCAGCUUCCUACCGGGUACGCCGUCAACAUGCCAAUGCUAGCAAUUUUCCGAUUUCUGACGGGAUUCUUUGGCGGUCCAGUCCUUGCUACCGGCGGUGCGACAAUCAUCGACAUGUACCCACCCCAAGAGGUGGCCUUUUGGAUGGGCAUAUACGGUUCGGUGGGCAUCUUGGGGCCGGUCAUGGGACCCCUGGUCGGCGGCUUCGCAGCCCAGGCCAAAGGAUGGCGUUGGACCAUAUGGAUACUCACAUGGCUUUGCACCGUUGUGCUGACCGUGUUAUUUGUUGCCAUGCCCGAGACCAACUCCGCCAACAUUCUGUACAGGAGAGCGAAAAGAUUGCGAAAGGCAACAGGAAAAGCCAACCUCAGAAGCCAGUCCGAGAUGAACGCUGCGGAAGUGACAUUCAGAGACCACCUGACGAUGCUGGGUAGAGCCUUCACUCUCACUUUCUCUGAGCCUGUGGUCUUCUUCGUGGAUCUUUACAGUGCGCUGUUAUAUGGUAUUCUGUACAUCUGGUUCGAAUCCUUUCCGAUUGUAUUUGGAGAUAUCUAUGGUUUCGACAUCGGCCGGCAAGGUUUGGUGUUUCUCGGCAUAUGCGUCGGGGGCUUCGUCACCGUCCCUUGCUACCUCUGUUGGAUCAAGAAACGUCUCAUUCCUAGUUUCCAACAGCCGCCGAUCUAUCCCGAGGUCAUAUUACCUCCGACAUUCUUCGGCGCAUUUGCUCUCCCGAUAUGCUUGUUCUGGUACGGUUGGACCUCAAGAAGUUCCAUCCACUGGAUUGUGCCGAUUGUUGGCUCAGGAUCGUUCACUGUCAGCAUUGUCACGCUGUUUAUGCCUAUCCUCACUUAUCUGGGGAUGGCAUACCCUCAAUAUGCCGCUUCCGUGCUUGCAGGCAACACUCUUUUCAGAGCAGCCAGUGGAACUGUAUUCCCGCUCUUUGCUCGAGCAUUGUUCCGCAAUCUCGGUAUCGGCCCUGGAAACUCUUUGCUGGGCGGCCUGGCAAUUCUCUUCAUUCCCAUACCAUUUAUUCUAUAUUAUUAUGGGGGCCGCAUCCGACACCAAAGCAAGAACGCAACCCAUGACGUCUAA
Messenger RNA from Thyridium curvatum, 1710 nucleotides. RefSeq lists its product as uncharacterized. The transcript is spliced from 5 exons. NCBI's taxonomy places the organism in Eukaryota, Fungi, Ascomycota, Sordariomycetes, Thyridiales, Thyridiaceae. Gene Ontology annotation, biological process: xenobiotic detoxification by transmembrane export across the plasma membrane. The coding region runs from base 1 to 1710 and encodes 569 amino acids. Gene Ontology annotation, molecular function: fluconazole transmembrane transporter activity. The record is from RefSeq and is a predicted model, not a curated record.